AAGACACCGGGGUGCCGGGUCACGAGCAGCCACACGUGGUGCUGCCCGCUGGCCGGUAAUGACCCAACCAUCCCCCUGACUGCGUGGGAGCGGAGGAGACGCAGCGCUUCGUUGAGAUCGGCUUCUGCCAGGAAUUGGCGCGGAGCGAUGAGAAUCGCUCGCCGCCAUGGGAGUCACGUUCAGCGCGGCCAAGCAGCGCCUGCUCUCCGCAUUCCAAGCGACCCAGCACGCCGCACCCCCUCCCGACCUCGGCAUGGCUGUGAUCAUUAAAGACUUUCCAGAAUGGCAACCGCUAUUCGCAGUCGGCGAGAAAGUCAAGAUAACAGGCGUGGAUGGAGACUGGUGGAAAGUCAUGUCCUUCUGCAACAACAGAGAGGCCUUUAUCCCUGCCAGCCACACGGUGAAAGUGAAAGACAGGUGGCUCUUUGAAGGCUUGAUGCGGGAGGACGCCGAGAGGAUCCUGUUGAUGGAUGGCAACCACGGAGGCUCCUUCCUCGUGAGAACCAGCACCAGCAACCGCAAUAUGUACGCGCUGUCCGUGCGUCGCCAACGUCCCUCCGGCGCGCCGGACGUCAUCAAGCACUACCGGAUCCACACGCAGCCCAACGGCAUGUGCUACAUCAGCCAGCGAGCACAGUUCGAGUCCCUGGACGAACUGGUCGACCAUUAUAUGGAGCAAGACGACGACGUCUGCAAGCAGCUGAGGGAGCCCUGCUUCUCCCGGCUCCCCGGAGAAUUGCGCAGGAUGAACGUGGCGCCGCCACCCCCGCCUAAAGCUGAGCCCCUCAGGGACUCGGUCCGCUACUGGCAAAGCCUCCACAGGCAACCCAGCUCGAUGUGUGUAGAGGCUCUGUCCGCGAACAGAGUCAGCUACGGACUGCUGGAGAGCAUGCGGGAUCAUCUCAACUUUUCCGGGAUGAAGAGCGACAGCUAAAGAAUGACCGCUGGACACAGAAGUCGUUACCCAAACAAGCUAGCGGAGAGUUGAGUCGACCUUCACGGCCACCGCUCGCUUCUGCUGCUGCUGUUACGAUGUGGCCGUGCUGCGGUAACAGCUGCAGCUGCUAAAUAAGAAUUAUGGCUGCUGCAGAACAUUUCCGCUGCGGGAGAGGCUCGGUUCGCCUGUGAAGGUUACCACCGAAGCAAAAUUGGAAUGUAUUUUUUCAUACACAAGUUAUGCUCAACAAUGUAUCCGCGGGGCUUUAAGGAGAUUUGAAGGAGCUCUAUCUGACGCGAGCUCCAAACGCCCUCGCUGUGAACGGGAGCUUUGGACGGCUCGUAGUCUGUACGCGCGCACGCCCCUUCUGCUCCAUCCACUGCUGGAUGAGGGACACUCCUGUACAGCUCUCGCGGGGGGGGGGAGGGUUAUUUGACCAUACUUCACCACGCUGGACAGCGUGGCUUCGUGAAGGUGGAAAAGCGCAGAUGUGGGAAGCAUGCAAGUACAGCACAACAAUGAACUUUGCUGUACUUACUUGCCAGCUACCUACCGCCUAGCCCCACAGCGGCCGAUAGCAACCCGUUUGUGCAUCAUGGUCACCAAUCAAAGCACCCUCUCGGAUCAACAUUGCUUAGUACCUGAUAGGUUGAGCACAUUCCUGGUGAUUAUACGCAGAAUAACAGAAUACUCUCCGUAUAUACAUAUGGAAAACUGAAUAUUGCAGGGAUCUUGACAUUGUGUUCAUAAAACAUGUAUAAUGUGUAUCCACACAUUGUAUGGAUACCAUUCUACAGGUUUCAUCAUUCACUUUAAGAGUAAAAUUGCUAGACUAUUGCACAGGAAUUUUGUUCAACAUUGUAAAAAACAUGCUUUCGGAAAUGAUUUCUAAUCGAGCUAUGCAAGUAUGAAUGUACUUAUUUAUUUUGUUUCUCUUCUGAAAUAAUCUAAUAAUUUAAAUGUUCAGUAAAAGGCUUCACUUUACGAUCGAGGGACAGGAUGUGGCUGGACCACUUCCCUGCCCUACAUAAGCAAUAUUAGUUUAUUUUUAAGUAUCAAUCUCAUCGAUAUUUUGUUACUAAAUGAUUCUUUGUACCGCUAUCUUUCAUUAUCUGCUCAAAAAAUAAUACAAUUUUCCAGCGCGGCAUUAUUGUCAGUUGUAUUGUUUCAGGAAAAAUAUUUUCACUUGCAACGGAUAUCAUCCGGUCAGGUGGCUCAACGUGAGCGGAUGACAAAGCCCACCAUCCAACCAGGGUCGAUAAAAUGAGUAGCAGUUUAUGGGGAAGUUAACAGUGGUCCUCCAAUAGAUAUACUCGCCCCCGCCAUAUGCACGUGGAAUUUCCACCGGCUCAGUGUUACAGAGAAGAGAUGAGCACCGCCUCAAUGCCCAUUCGAGUAGAAAAUCAGUUUGACCUUUUGCCAUUUGAGCUUGGUUGCUGUUCCGCCUGAGCGGCU
Molecule: messenger RNA, 2392 nt
Organism: Lethenteron reissneri (Far Eastern brook lamprey)
Lineage: Eukaryota; Metazoa; Chordata; Hyperoartia; Petromyzontiformes; Petromyzontidae
Product: src-like-adapter 2
Molecular function (GO): protein binding
Source: RefSeq, a predicted model, not a curated record